AGUGAGUACAUGACAGUCCGGUCAUACGAUUAUGAGAAUCCGAACCCGAACGCAGCGUUUUACCCUGGGCAAUCUUCUGGUCGCAGGCUUAUCAGGUCAUUCCUGAUCUCCCAGUAAACGCCUCUCAUCAUGGACUCGAAGGACGACACCUUCGAUCAAUCUGCCCUGCCGAACACCUUUGACGAUUUCUCUUUCGAUCCUUUGUUUAACGACGCUGGUGCGGCGUACCCCGACAAUCUGGCUGCCCUCGAGGAAGAUCCUGUCUUCCCGGCCUCUUGGGAGGAGUCUCCGCCCUACGAAGGCAACCUCUACUCAACGCCGUUGAGCUGGGAGCCUCCGGAGCCGAAAGUCGACCCUCUCCCAGUCUCUACGGCGCCAUAUACUAUGACGAUGAAUACUCUUACUCCAGCCCAGCAGGAGAAGCUGCGCAAUAUUGCGAUGCCACAGCACCUCCAAUAUCGAACUCACCACAGUCCGAACUCAACUGCGAGCACCAAGAGCCACUCCAUCUCGUCUCCUGACAAUCAUGAACGCAGUCGCAAGCGCAAGUCCUCCGCAGAGGCAGAUGAAGAGGAGGAGGACGAUGACUCUAAUCCGCCGGUCAAGAAAACAGCCCAUAACAUGAUUGAGAAGCGAUACCGAACAAAUCUCAACGACAAGAUUGCAGCGUUGCGGGACAGCGUACCAAGUCUACGAAUUAUGACAAAGAGUGCCCGUGGCGAAGACACAAUUACAGAUAGAGAAGAGCUGCAAGGCCUGACGCCUGCCCACAAGUUGAAUAAAGCUACUGUUCUUAGCAAAGCUACUGAAUAUAUUAAUCACCUUGAAAAACGCAACAAGCGAUUACAAGAACAGAAUGCCGAGCAAAAGGCUCGUCUUGCUGCCUUCGAAACAUUGUUCCGCUCUGGUUCCAUGGGUUUCAACCCAGCGCCCCCGAUGGCCAACUCAUUCCAAUACCCAUCUGAUUAUGCUACUCCUGGUCCAAGCCCCAGCAGUAUUGAUCCGCAAGGAAUGAUCCCAGUGCCAGAUGAUAUCCGAAGACUUCAUGGUGUCACCAAUCAACAAACAUAUCCGGUUCCACAGGAGCAGUAUCAGCAAGGCCGUCCAGUUGGUCCCAAUGGCUGGAACAAUGGUGGUUACUUCGGCAAGUUGAUGGUGGGAUCUCUUGCGGGUCUCAUGAUCAUGGAAGGCUUCACCGAAUCAGAGCAAGAAAAAGACUCACCAGCCACCCGGGGUCUUUUCGCCGUCCCCGUACAACUUCUCAAAACUCUGAGCAGUGCCUUUCACUCUUCGCUGAAAAUCAACGUCCUCGGCUAUCACCUUCCAGCAGCUCACGCCUUGGGUUAUCUCAAGUUCUUCUUGGUUUUGGGUUCUCUUCUCUAUGUAUUCUUGCCGUCCAUUUUCGAGUCGAAGCCGAAGCCAAAGGAUGGCAAGACUCAGAGCUCUUCCAUUGUUGCGGCACCUUCUCUCGCCUCCUCGAUAUCAGUUCGCCGGCAAGCAUGGCUUACGGCCAUCCAGACUGUCUGGGUCCCUCGCCAUAACUUCUUCCUCGAGGCUGCAGCUCUGUGCUUGAAGAUGAUGAAGCUCAGCAUGCGCAACGUCAUUGGCACUCAAGGCUAUACUUAUGUCACCGGAAUCACCCCACAACAAGAAGCUGCUAGAGUCAAGGCAUGGUCAAUCGCCCUUGAUGCUCAGUUGGCUGGCGGUGAUGUCGAGGUGAGCAAGAGUCGACUCACAUUGACUCUCCUGGCCUCAGGAACUCUCCCAGAUACCCCAGCUCGCUUGAUGCUGAAGUCCUUGCACAUCCGUGUACUCCUCUGGGAGAUUGGCAAUUCAGGCUUUAAUGGAUUCUUCCUGUUCCAGGAAAUUGCCGCCAAGAUGGCAAGAUGGAAGUGGAACGAAGCCAAGCAACUCCAGCGAUUGAUAGCACACACGAAGAUCAAGCAAGAAGAUGAACUCCCUGAGUAUCUUUUAGCUCUUCUUGAGCAGGACUGUGAUGAUGUUCUUGCCGACAGCAUUGGUCAACGUGCUUACAACCUAGCAUGGAACCUUCCAACUACGCAGAACUCCAAUGGCUCCAGCGAGGGCAUGGAUGAAGUUGUUGACGACUUUGCCAUUCGCAGCCCCCUCGAUGCCGUCGCAGCAUGGUACUCCAGUCUCAUUCUGCAAAGAGCCCUUGCCAAGAGCGUCCAAAGCAAGGAAGAAGACCUCGCAGCCCAACAAGCUAUCAUUGACGAUAUCGCUCUCUCCAUCAAGACCGCACCCAUCGGUUCUGGAGCCCAAAUCCGCGCGCUCGUCGCACGUGCUGUUCUCGUCAAGGAGAAGCGCGGAGCAAGCAUCGCAGAAGCACUGCAAACUCUCGGCCCAUUGGAGAAGCCUGGCAGCAAGAAUGCAACCACAAGUCUCAUCAACGCAAGCACCUCGAUGGCUAGUCUUCCAGAUAUCAAGAUGUCUAUUCGCUGUGCAAUGGCUAUUGCACAUCUCGAGCGCUUCACCCCUCCCAUGAUUCCCGAAGCUGCUCCGAAGAUCAUCAGCACUAUUCAUCCUAUCAAUCUGACCUUGCUCGGCUUCACAGCAGCUUUCGAGCUUAUGGAGAAGAUCAAUGACCAUGACAUCGUUGCCGAGAAAUGCACGCUUGCGUUGGAAAGACUGGCUGGCAGACUGAGAAUCUGGAUCGGCGGCAAGGGAUGUGAGAGAAGUGGUUUGGACAAGGAAGUUAAGAGAGAGAUGGUCGAGCGGUGCUUGGCAAUCACGAAGCGUAUUGUCGGUCUGGAGGAUGCGGGUUAUGGAAGCAUGGCAGAUGAGGACAACAGCGAGGGUUGUUGAUCAAUUCUCUCCGGUUUCUUCACUUUCAGACAUCUCCGGGACCUUGCCUUGGCUGGGUGGUUUUUUCUUCGGAGACAGCUCUGUUGUAUUCUACCUGGAGUUCUCUGCUUUCUGCAACUCAACCCACAUUCCGUCACAAGACGAAGUUUUUCCUUGGAUUUGGAUUUUGGGAGGAUAAAUGACCGGCGCAUAAGGGUCAUCAUAACCGCGCUACUUUCUCUCUGCCAGGGAACGAUUCAGGAUAUGCUUAGCAUGUUUUCAUACUCGGUGUUUUCUUGAUAGAGCGCUUGGGGUGAUGCUUCAUUGCUUUGUGCGGCAACGAAAAGCUCCUCUUGCCUGUAUUAAUGAGAAAAGUUCCUUGCCAUAAUAUCAAUGAAAUAAAACAAAAACUGAUGCUCGU
Hyaloscypha bicolor E is the source of this 3226-nucleotide messenger RNA. RefSeq lists its product as uncharacterized. Lineage: Eukaryota; Fungi; Ascomycota; Leotiomycetes; Helotiales; Hyaloscyphaceae. The transcript is spliced from 3 exons. The coding region runs from base 130 to 2826 and encodes 898 amino acids. Gene Ontology annotation, molecular function: protein dimerization activity. The record is from RefSeq and is a predicted model, not a curated record. Gene Ontology annotation, biological process: positive regulation of transcription by RNA polymerase II; SREBP signaling pathway.